Molecule: messenger RNA, 1311 nt
Organism: Aspergillus oryzae RIB40
Lineage: Eukaryota; Fungi; Ascomycota; Eurotiomycetes; Eurotiales; Aspergillaceae
Product: NO-inducible flavohemoprotein
Exons: 1
Coding region: 1-1311 (436 amino acids)
Biological process (GO): cellular response to nitrosative stress; nitric oxide catabolic process
Cellular component (GO): intracellular anatomical structure
Molecular function (GO): FAD binding; nitric oxide dioxygenase [NAD(P)H] activity; oxygen binding
Source: RefSeq, a predicted model, not a curated record
AUGCUAGCCAAAACAAUGUUCCUCUCAAGAGUCGUCCCCCGCCUUACGCCAAAGGCACUCCUCCUCACCAGACCCUUCACAACAACAACCCCCAAAAACAAGCUCACCCCCCAGCAGAUUCAAAUCGUCAAGUCAACAAUUCCCGCACUCCAAGACCACGGCGUCGCAAUCACCACCCUCUUCUACCAGCGUCUCCUCCAGCAACACCCGCAGCUCAAGAACAUCUUCAACACCGCCCACCAAGCAACAGGCGAGCAACCCGCCGCCCUAGCCCACGCAGUAUGGGCCUACGCCACCAAUAUCGAGCACCCGGAAGCCCUCAAAACGGCUAUCUCCCGCAUCGGCCAUAAACACGCCAGUCUGGGGAUCACGGCGGACCAAUACCCGAUCGUCGGGGAGGGUCUCCUGGCCGCCAUCAAAGAGGUACUCGGCGACGCAGCUAACGACCAAGUCCUCGACGCCUGGAAAGCCGCAUACGGGGAACUGGCAGGGUACUUCAUUGACUUCGAAAGCGGGCUCUACCGCCAAGCGGAAGCAACCCCGGGCGGGUGGAAGGGAUGGCGGAAGUUCUUUAUCUCGAAGAAAGUCCAUGAGGGGGAGGAGAUCAUUUCGUUUUACCUCACGCCGGUUGAUAAGGGUGCGCUGCCGGCGUAUAAGCCCGGCCAGUUCGUUAGUGUGAAGUGCUUCGUCCCGGAACUGGGGGUCUAUCAGCCCCGGCAGUAUAGCUUGUCGGAUGUGCCGAAUGGGGAGUACUUUCAGAUCUCGGUGAAGAGGGAGUUCGGGUUGGGACAGAAGCCGGCCGGUCGGAUUUCGAAUGUGCUGCAUGAGGGUUUGCCUGUCGGUGCGGAGUUGGAUGUUAGUAUGCCGUUUGGGGAUUUCGUGUUGGAUGUUAAUGCUACCACGCCUGUCGUGCUUAUUAGUGGUGGCGUUGGGUUGACGCCGAUGAUGUCGAUGUUGAAGACUAUUGUGGAUCAGGGAGGGUCGAGGCGCGUGGUCUUCAUUCAUGCUGUGCGCAAUGGUCGCGUACAUGCCAUGAAGGACCGGUUGGCUAAGAUUAUCUCGGAGAAUCCGCAGGUUCAGCGCGCGGUGUUCUAUGAAGAGGUUAGUAAGAAGGACAAGCAGGGCGUUGACUAUGAUUUCAAAGGCAGGGCCGAUCUCCAUAAGAUUAAAGAUCAGGUCGUUCUCCCGGAUGCAGAUUAUUAUAUCUGUGGUCCAAAGCUGUUCAUGAAUGCUCAGAGCAAUUCUUUGAAAGAUAUGGGAGUGAAGGAGGACCGGAUUCAUAUGGAAGUGUUCGGUUCUCCGGCUGAAUAA